GUUACAACAGCUGACAUAAGAUCAUCCAGGCUGCAGUAUAGUGCUUGUUGACAUAAAUUCGGUGGACUUCCCAACUGCAUAAAACGUUUCUCCAGUCAUUGGGACACUAUAUCGUUGGCGAGAAGCUUUUAUGCUGAAAGUAAUGGUCGGAUGUGUUGUACCUUAAUUUUGGCAGCUUGAUAGAAGUCUGGAACGGAUGACCGACUCGGUGACGGUAACCGCAAUUUAGGCAACAUGGGAGAUGUUGUGGGAUUUAUCUUGAACGGAUUUUAAAAACCGUCGGGAAAAUGGCCGAGAGGUUGGAGUGGGUGGAAAUCAUUGAGCCACGCACACGGGAGCAUAUGUAUGCCAAUCUGCUAACGGGUGAGUGCGUGUGGGACCCACCACAGGGUGUUUGCAUCAAGCGUACUGGUGAGAACCAGUGGUGGGAGCUGUUUGACCCCAAUACUUCACGCUUCUACUACUAUAAUGCCUCUACCCAACGCACAGUGUGGCAUCGGCCUCAGGGAUGUGACAUCAUACCCUUGGCCAAGCUGCAGACUCUGAAGCAGCACACAGAUGCCACCAUCACUCGUCCUCCAGGUGGCGGGCGGCGAGCAUCUGCUGACAACAGCCCAGGACGGAACAGCGAGGUCAGCCGAGAAGGAAGCACCUCGUCCUCCCUUGACCAGGAGCUGUCCGAAAAACAAGGCAACAGAGAGGAGGCAGACAGGACCUCUCCCUUCAGGUGGAAUACUGGUACAAAAGAGCGAAUGCUGAUCAAGGUGACAGACAGAGAGCCCAGCUUCUUGGCUCAUCAGGGAAAUGGUUACUCUCCCUGUGACCCCUCCAGCCCUAGCACUCCUUCUGGAGGGGGCACCACCUCACGAGCCCGCUGUUCCUCUGGAGGAAACCCUUCUUCAGAACCUGACAGCUCCCCAGUUCUUUAUGCCGACCGCCGUCAGUCUCCUUUUCUUAAGCGGGCAGAGCUGGGUGGCUCAAACACCCAUCGACUCACUUCAGCUGACUCCCAGCCUCCUUCACCCCGCUACACCUAUGAGCCCCCACUAUAUGAGGAGCCGCCAUCAGACUUUCAGCCCCCACCCAUCUAUGAAGAGCCUCCCACUGACAUGCACCUCUCUGAUUCUUCUUCCUUCUACAGCACUGGCAAGUCACCUGCUCGAAAAUCUUCAGUCCCCCUUUACCACUCCCCCAAGCAGGGCCAGUCACCCUAUGGCCAGCUGGUUCUGACCAGGCAGAAGUGUCCCGAAAAGACUCAGAGUUUGGAGUACAGUCCUGUGGGCAAGGAAUAUGUUAAGCAGCUGGUGUACGUGGAGCAGUCAUCUUCCAGUCCUCGAUUCAAGACAGCAGACCGUCUUCUGCGUUACGGCACAACCGGUGGCUAUGGAAGUUCAUAUGGGGGGUCCUACACUCUGCAACACAGCCAAUCUCUGAUCAGAGACCCCCGCCUCCUACUGGACUACAGUGGAGAGGGUGGAGAGGGAAGCCAGAGGUUAGUUUAUGAGGACUCCAUAUCCUGGACGUCCAGCCAGACACACUCCCUGUCUUCUUCUUCUACAGCCAGGCCUGGGGCUUUCUCUCCCUCUGGCAACCGCAAACGCAAAAGCCGCAAGCCAUCCCUCCCACAGGAACUGACUCGCUAUGGGGAGGUGGAGCUUACAGGGACAGCAUCUGAGGCCAUGCUGGCUCAGGCCAGACUUGCAUGGGAGGCUCAGCAGGUGAUGAAACAGAGGUGCAGUUGGGAUUCUGGGCAAGGAGGUGGUGCUUCCCAAGCUGGCAGCUCUAAAGAUGGCUAUGAGAGUGACGGAGCAGUGCCUCUGCCGUUACCGGGACCAGUGGUGAGGGCGUUCAGUGAGGACGAGGCACUAGCACAGAGCGAUGGCCACCACUGGAAACGCAGUACCUUUGAGCGGCUGGGGUUCCCUCAGGCCCUGCUGGAGAAAAGCCUCUCUGUUCAGACCAACCUGGCCUCCCCUGAACCUUACCUUCAUCCCUCACAGUCAGAGGACCUCGGAGCUUGUGCCCAAUUUGAAGCCAGUCGAAAUGCAAGGAAUAUGAUGCCUAGCGCCAGCUGUGGCAUUUUCCCAGAGUUCUCCCUGAGGAAGCCGUCCUCGGAGACCGACAUUGAGAACUGGGCAUCCAAGCACUUCAAUAAACACACACAGGGUCUUUUUAGAAGAAAGGUCUCUAUUGCCAACAUGUUGGCCUGGAGCAGUGAGCCUAUCAAGAAGCCCAUGAUUGUGACUUCAGACCGCAGCGUGAAAAAGGAGGCAGUCGAGAUCUUUAAACUCAUCCAGACCUACAUGGGAGACCGUCGCUCCAAGGCCGACCCCCUUUCUGUGGCUCUGGAGGUUGUGGUGCGUGGGUGGAGUAAUCAGGGUUUGCGUGAUGAGCUCUACAUCCAGCUGUGUCGUCAAACUACAGAGAACUUCCGCUACGACAGCCUAGAGCGAGGCUGGGAAUUGAUGGCCAUCUGUCUAGCUUUCUUCCCCCCAACACCCCGUUUCCACACUUACCUGGAGGGCUAUAUUUAUCGACACAUGGACCCUCUGAAUGACACCAAAGGUGUGGCCAUUAGCAGUUAUGCUAAAUACUGCUACAGGAAACUGACAAAAGCUGCACUCACUGGAGCCAAGAAGGGUGUGCAGAAACCCUGCAUAGAGGAAAUCAAGCAUGCCAGGAACGCCAUCUUCAACCCUUCCAUGUUCGGGUCCUCCCUUGAGGAGGUCAUGGCACUCCAGAAGGAGAGAUAUCCAGACCGCCAAUUGCCAUGGGUACAGACUCGCCUCUCUGAAGAGGUUCUGUGUCUCAAUGGAGACCAAACAGAGGGCAUUUUCAGAGUACCAGGGGACAUAGAUGAAGUCAAUGCCCUCAAGCUGCAAGUGGAUCAAUGGAAAAUCCCUACAGGACUGGAAGACCCACACAUUCCUGCCUCUCUGCUGAAACUCUGGUACAGGGAGCUCGAAGAACCGCUUAUCCCUCACGAGUUUUAUGAGGAGUGUAUCAGUCACUAUGACAACCCAGAGGCAGCUGUCGGUGUGGUGCUGGGCCUGCCACAUAUCAACAAACUGGUGCUCUGCUAUCUCAUUCGAUUCCUACAGGUAUUUGCCCAGCCUGCUAAUGUGGCCAUCACCAAAAUGGAUGUGAACAACCUGGCCAUGGUUAUGGCUCCCAACUGUCUGCGCUGCCAGUCUGAUGAUCCUAGGGUCAUCUUUGAAAAUACUCGCAAGGAGAUGUCCUUUAUCCGGGUGCUCGUCCAGCGGCUAGACACCAGUUUCAUGGAUGGAAUCCUAUAACCCCCAGCUGCACACAGCCAUCCUCCAUACUCACUCACUCCUGCUUCCUCCGCACUCCCUUUAACUUGCUCCAUCACAUUUCAGUACUGUCCCCCAGCACAGGAACAUCGGAAUACACAUUUUAUUGCUGCUGGAUGCUUAAUCUCCAACGUGUUUACUUUCCUAAAAGUAUCAGAAAACUGCCUUGAUUUGAAUAUGUCCAUUCAUUUUCAGAUGAAACUGCUAUUUUUCUGUUUCUCCAGGUGUAGUUAACACUUAUGUUUUAUAUUAGCGUUACAAGGUUUUCACAUGACAAUACAGUGUGUGCCUUCACAUACAUUUCUACAGUAUACACAUAGGGUAGAGGAAUAGGAGGGAUUUAGGAAAGAUCUCAGCUCAUUAGAUUCACAGGUUCAUUUCAGUGGCACUCUUGGAGUUCUGCAGGCUUCAGUAAUGUCCAAACAGUUAUAGAGCAGUAAAGAUCAUCAGCACAGGGAUCGGGCCAAGUUGAAAACAUUUUAAAUUUUGUUUGCUGUCAGUGAGAACAGAGCUGCUGUUCAAACACUGCCUGCUGCAUUGUGUGUGUCUGCAACAAUCAAACACAAAUCAAUUUCAUUUUAUUUAUGCAGCACCAAAUCACAACAAUAGUCGCCUCAAGGCGCUGUAUACUGUCAGGUAAAGACCCUACAAUGAUAGACAGAAAUUCCCAACAAUCAGGCCCCUAAGAGCAAGCACUUAAUGACGGUGGGAAGAAAAAAAAAUCUCUUUUAGGAGGAAGAACCCUCCGAUAGAAGGAACAGCCAUCUGCUGUAGCUGGUUGGGAGUAAGGGGAAAAAACAGAGCUGAGUGAGCGAUAACAAAAGACACACUGUGGAAGAAAGACAGGGUUUAAUAACAAGUAAUAAUUAAACAUGAUUUAAACACCUGUGGUUUUAAAGCAAGAGAUAAUAUGACAGCCUUUCUGACUAAUUAGACAAUUUGUGAAGAGAGCAUGAACACUAGCUCACAGACUCCUUGUUUUUUUGGAUGUGACAGCACUUAGACUGCUCUGAUCACUAUAAUUGUUUGUACGUGCUACACAUGAGGUCUGAAUUGAACAAAACAUUUUGUUUGCCGCAUUAUGAAAAAAGCUGGCUGUUUAUGUGGCUCACUGUUGAGAAAUGUUAACAUAACAAGUUACUUCCAACAUGCAGAUCCUGAAAAGUCUGGAAUUACAGAACUAAAGGUCAGACCAGGUAAGAUGAGUGACACAGUGCAGGAGAAUACUUUUUCAGGAGACAACUAUUUCAUCUUCUGCAAUACUUUAUCACAAACUAGGCUCUGAAUAACGCAUAGAAAGCCCUGCAUCUGUUAAAAAAAGGGAGGAGAGGCGAGGAACGAAACUGUUUAGUAUAUGAAAAUUCUAUUAAAGUGGACUUUCCACAUUUGAACAAACUGAAAAUGGUUAAAAGAAAUCUUGCACACUAAUACCUCAAUCUCCUCAUAUACAGUCUAAAACUCUAAAAAAAUUAAAGGAAUGCUUUUUAAUCAGCGUAUAGCAUCAAGUCAACCAACUUCUGUGAUAUUGAGCUCGUCAGAUAAGUAGCAGAGAAGGUUGUAUUAAUUGUUUUGAUGUUAAUUCAAUUAACAUUUCAUUAAGUUUGGGUGGACUAGAGGAGCGUCAAUGAGAAAACCCCCCAAAAAGGAAUGGCUUUGCAGGUGAAUGACAUUUUUUCCCUCCUCGUCUUUUCUGACGGUUUAUAUCCACUAGUUUUGCAUUUGGUUAGGGUCAUUGUCACUACUGGUGACAUUGGCAAUGCCUGCAUCUUCUAGAGGUUGCACAGGUAGUCCAACACCACCAAGAUGGCACAUCAAGACGUGCCAUUGCCAGAAAGUUUGCUAUGUCUGGAGAUUCCAGGAGACAAGUACUUACUCCAGGAGAUCCACCAGUAGGACAACCCAAAGCCCUACAGAAUGACCUCUAGCAGGCCACUGGUGGGAAUGUCUCUGACCAAACAGUCAGAAAUAGAUUUUAUGAGGAUGGCUGACGUCCUCUAGUGGGCCCUAUGGUCAUUGCCUGGCACCAGGGAGUCCGAUUGGCAUUUGCCAUAGAAUACCAGAAUUUGCCAGUCCACCACUAGCACAUGUUACAGAUAUGAAAGGGUCUGGAGAAGCCAUGGAGAACCUGUAAUAUUAUUCAUCAUGACCAGUUUGGUGGUGAGUGGUGACUGUCUGCGAAGGCAUAUCCUUGGAAGGACACACGGACCUCUACAGGCUAGGCAACAGAAUCCUGACUGCCAUUAGGUAUCGGGAGGAAAGCCUUGGAACGAUUGUCAGACCCUACGCUGGUGGAGUGGGUCCUGGUUUCCUCCCCAGUUGUUGGUGGGUGAAGGAUUUGAUACUACUUAUGGCCCCCACCCUCUCCUGACCUAAACUAGUAGAACGCCUCUGGGACAUUAUGUUUCAGCCCACACAAAACAGGAGCCCAUUGAUGCCCUGGUCCAGAUCUGGACGGAGAUCCCCCAGGACACUAUCGGUCAUCUCAUUAGGAGCAUGCUUCGAUGGUGUUAAGGGGGCCAUGGGGCCAUACAAACUAUUAAAAUAUUGCAGCAUUUUGAGUUGCUGCAAUGAAAUUUCUGUGAAAUGGACUAACCUGCUGCAUCAUUUUUUACUCUGAUUUCGGGGCAUCUUCGAAUUCGAACGUCUGUAUGUUGACAAUUUUUAUUUCCCUCAAAUGAUGUGGCAUUCUUCAAUUCCUAACAUUACCCAGUCCAUAUUAAUAUAAAGAUCCAGCAUGACUUUUUUCCCCACUGAGUUGACUUGAUGUGGUUUCAAAGUGUACCUUUAAUUUUUUUAAGCAGUGUAUGGAUCACUAGGUUGAGUGUCACUACUGAUAGCAUGAGGCGAUACCACCCUGAGCACACCUAAGCUUGUCCGAUCUCAGAAGUUAAGAAAGACUUCUGGUCUGGUCAGUACAUGGAUGACAGCCCACCUGGGACAGCUUGUAGUUGUGGCAGCUGUGGGUCAGGUGGUAGAGUUGUGACUAUCUGAAAGAUUGGUGGAUAAAUCUCUGGCUCCUCCUGUGCAUGUCUCAAAGAAUAUUGAACACUGAGUUGCCCGGUAUCUGACUGAGAGAACUCACAUUUGAGAAAUUCUGCAUUAUGAAAUAAUUGCAUAAAUGUCCAGUGCAGAAAAAUAAAUCUAAAUGUGUAUAUCUUUUUGUAUUCUUUCCACUAUUCCAAAAGAAGACAUACCAUGAAACCAAAAUAACACAAAAACACUAACGGUAGUGUCUCGCCUUAAGCAGAACAUGUUCAUUCUUCCUGUAUCAACGAUGGCUAUGUUAUCACCAUAAAAUUACAGUAAAAUUUGUACACAGUUAUAGUGUGAACAAAAUAGCAACCUUCAGUGGUUUCUGGUGUGGAAAAAAUGUAAAUGACCUUGCACUCGGGAAAUUUUGAUGAAACGCUCAUGUCCUUUCACUCUGCCAUAGUAGUUGGUGCUGUUCAGUCAGUCCGGUUGUUGACCACAUCCCUCCUGAGCCAUCUAUGAGCAACACAUCCAGGAAAGCAGCUGAUAGCAGCACUGCCAAUAAUGCUGUGUCAAACACAGCACUGCAGCCCAUACCUCUUGACAGGGAAGUGAGAAGUGACAGCUCUUCCAUAAUACUCCCAUCCCAGAGAAAAAGUCCUCAUCCACCACCACCUUAGGUCCACUAGUCCUUUCUACACACUGAUGACAUGUGGAUGUGUCUGUCUCCAUGCAUGUUUGUCCUUCUGUCCAUCAUUGUUUACAGAUUGUAGCCAUCUGUACUCUUUGUGCUCUUUGUCUAUGAGCAAGUACUGUUGUUACUUGUGUUUGAGAUUUUGUUUAAUAUGUAACAGAAUUUCUGUUUUUUUUUAACACAUUCUUUUAUAUGAUUUAACUUAUUUUGUAUUUAUUUAAGGAUAUUUGCUUAAUGCCUCCCGAAGAUGAGCACUUGUGUUAUUGCACAAGUGUGUCUGCAUAUGUUUUCACACAUGGUGAUGUCUGACUGUGAAUCUCAAUUUGGAUGUGUUUCUUUCCAUAAUACAGCUGAAAGUCAUAGUGUGUCUAUACAGCUCACUGACUCAUAAAUACACACUCCACAUAGAUCAAAUGUACACUGUCACUGUACAUACUAUGUAAAAAGAAGUAUGUACAGAAAAACAGAUAAAAAGGCACCAUAUGUAAUAGUAGAGAUUGUUGUGAAAGGACCAGGGUGAGUGAGGUUUUUUCAGUUUUAUUUAAGUCUAAUUAAAGUGUACUGUUACAUUAAUCAAAGUGGCAAUUUUAACUCAUUUCCUCUAACAUCCUCAGGUUUCUACCUACCACCUGUUAAAAAACAGAAAGUAUUUUAAAGCCCAGAGAAGUCAUUUGUCUAGAGAAGGAUAUCAACUUUUAAGACAGCGGCUGGUGCCGAUCCCGGCUCUCACAGGGUGAGAGGCACACCAUGGACAAUUCACCAUUUGCAGGGCUAGCUGAACAAUUUCUAAGUAAAGCUUACUUAAAUGUACUGUCAGUCAACUAUUAAUUCAAACUAAACAUAUGUUUUUUGUAUAAAAUUUCAUUUUCCCUUCUUCCAAAUAAGGAAGCUUGAGGCAUAAGCAUGAUUGGGGAAACUGCCUCUGAAUUAUGGAAAAUAUACAGUCACAAUAAAAAGACAGUAUACCCUCCUUAAAUUAUAAGGUUUUACAUGUCAGGGCAUAAUAAAAAAUUCUGGUCCUUAGCAUUUCUUAAUUAGUAAAAGGCACCCGAGGGUGUCUAAUUCGUUAGAUCAUUACAAUAUAUGAAAUGCAUCAUAAUUUCUGUACGCGCUGGUUUCCAUUUUGGCUUAUUUUCUGUAAGGUAGCAGCUCAUCAGCACAUUU
Messenger RNA from Oreochromis aureus, 8142 nucleotides. RefSeq names its product Rho GTPase activating protein 39 (gene arhgap39). Lineage: Eukaryota; Metazoa; Chordata; Actinopteri; Cichliformes; Cichlidae. The transcript is spliced from 11 exons. Gene Ontology annotation, biological process: signal transduction. The record is from RefSeq and is a predicted model, not a curated record. Gene Ontology annotation, molecular function: protein binding; GTPase activator activity. Bases 288 to 3296 code for a protein of 1002 amino acids. Gene Ontology annotation, cellular component: cytoplasm; cytoskeleton.